GAGGGAGCUGGUGGCCGUCGCUCGGCCGUCGGGGCGCCUCCUCCAUGCGGCGCUGCUGCUGCUGCCGGGCGGCGCCGCUGAGUAGCGGGACAUGCCUGCGCGCCUCCUGGGGCUGGGGCGCAGCCACAGCUCUCGCCAGCCGCCCGCCGCCUCCCUUGCCGGCGGGGGACGCCGCGCGGCCGAGGGAUGCGAGCGCAGCUCCUGCUCCUCGUCGGUGCCCUGCUCAGACUGGGAUCAGGAAAAGGAGAAAUCAAGUCUGCCCCACGGAGCAUCCCCCAGCCAAUGUCGCCCUCUGAUUUCCUGGACAAACUUAUGGGCCGAACAUCAGGGUACGAUGCUCGCAUCAGACCUAACUUCAAAGGCCCGCCCGUCAACGUGACAUGCAACAUCUUCAUCAACAGUUUUGGUUCGGUCACAGAAACCACUAUGGACUAUCGUGUCAACGUCUUCCUAAGGCAGCAGUGGAAUGACCCACGCCUGUCUUACCGGGAGUACCCUGAUGAUUCAUUGGACCUUGAUCCUUCCAUGCUUGACUCCAUCUGGAAGCCAGACUUAUUCUUUGCCAAUGAGAAGGGAGCCAACUUCCAUGAGGUCACUACAGACAACAAACUUCUGCGUAUCUUCAAGAAUGGGAAUGUGCUCUACAGCAUCAGGUUGACACUAAUCCUCUCCUGUCCCAUGGAUCUCAAAAAUUUCCCUAUGGACAUACAGACGUGCACCAUGCAACUGGAGAGCUUUGGCUAUACCAUGAAUGACUUGAUAUUUGAGUGGGUGAAGGAGCAGGAAGCUGUCCAGGUGGCUGAGGGCUUGACACUCCCUCAGUUUAUUCUACGGGAUGAGAAAGAUCUGGGCUACUGCACAAAAUCUUACAACACAGGGAAGUUCACCUGCAUUGAGGUGAAGUUCCAUCUGGAAAGACAGAUGGGCUACUAUCUGAUCCAGAUGUACAUUCCUAGUCUGCUGAUUGUCAUUCUCUCCUGGGUCUCUUUCUGGAUUAACAUGGAUGCUGCACCAGCCCGCGUGGGGCUCGGCAUUACCACAGUGCUAACAAUGACUACCCAGAGUGCAGGUUCUCGGGCAUCUCUGCCAAAGGUCUCUUAUGUCAAGGCAAUUGACAUCUGGAUGGCCGUCUGCCUGCUCUUUGUCUUUGCUGCCUUGCUGGAGUAUGCAGCAGUCAACUUUGUCUCACGCCAACACAAAGAGUUCAUGCGCCUACGCCGAAGGCAGCGGCGGCAGCGGAUGGGUCUGACCAGCCAGACGCCCAGCCUGGAGUCCCUACAGGAACUGGAUGCCCUGCCCAGCAGCGAGUCCACGUCCGAGACCCUCUCUCUAUUCGGCAGCACCGACUCCAGGGAAGAGGAGAUUGUUCGUGAAAGCCGAUUCUACUUCCGGGGCUAUGGCCUGGGCCACUGCUUGCACAUGAAGGAUGGAGGAGCCAUAGAGAGCCCCAAGAUCUACAGCCCACCACCUCCAACUUCACUCCUGAAAGACGGAGAGAUGAUCCGAAGGCUUUACUUGGACAGGGCCAAGAGGAUUGACACCAUCUCCCGAGCUGUCUUCCCUUUCACGUUUUUGGUGUUCAACAUCUUCUACUGGGUGGUCUACAAAGUGCUACGUUCGGAGGACAUCCACCAAGCCAUGCCCUGAGAUUUUAGCAGGAUUCAAGUCCAAACUAAUUACUGUGGCUUACUGUAUUCCACCUGGCAGUUGCUAUAGGAAAUGUUCGGAUGCUGGUUGCUUCUCCAAGGCCGGCUUUUUGUUUUUCUUGGACAUAGAACUUUUUCUUGCCAGCUGAGAACCUUGGCAAGUUGUGCAUGGCAUUAGAGGUGCAGAUGUGGCUGUUGUCCAUCUCCCAACACCCCAGCAUGGCCAUCGGGGUUGCUGUGUUUCUCAAGGUGCUGCAGUUCCUUUCGCAAGCACUCCAUGAUACUGGACCUCUGGAGGCACCAACAUUUCUAUUCCAGACCUGUGUUGCUUUCCUCAUGACCCAACAAUGAGUUGGGAGGCUAGCACAGGGCAGGCCCUCAGCAACCUAAUCCUAUUUUUCAGGACUAUAGCCACCUUUCUACCCACAAACCCACUGGUAUUUAAUCAGCAUGAUCAUUUAGAGGACAUUAUACUGACGCAGAGAAAGAAGGGACAUUUCCCAAGGUUCCAGGAUAAUACUGGAGGCUCUGGGCUUCAGUUCUGCAUUGGUAGCAUGGGCGUGUGCCCCUAAAAGCCUCUCUGCCUGCAAUGCCUCCCACCACCAGAGCCACAUGCCAGCUGCACUGGUGUACCCCCUCCCACCCCAGCAUUUAUUAAAGCCCUUAGUAAAUGGGUAGAUUGUGUCCUACAUCAGUGGUCUCUAACCAAGUCAGACAGCACUGGGGUAAGAGGCGCCUACAAAAAUGGGAACUCUUCAUCCCACUGGUGUGUGUAUAUACAUUUAUUUUAGCAGUGCUUGAUGGAGAGUGGGCAAUCAUCUAUAUUAAUCAUGAAUCAAAGAUGUAAAAUUUCUGGAAAUUUUGAAGCCAUGGGGGAAAACAUUUUUCUAACCCCCCCCCCACCUGAAAAUAAUAGACAUUU
Heteronotia binoei (common prickly gecko) is the source of this 2568-nucleotide messenger RNA. RefSeq names its product glycine receptor subunit alpha-4. NCBI's taxonomy places the organism in Eukaryota, Metazoa, Chordata, Lepidosauria, Squamata, Gekkonidae. Gene Ontology annotation, cellular component: plasma membrane; neuron projection; synapse. The record is from RefSeq and is a predicted model, not a curated record. The transcript is spliced from 10 exons. Bases 187 to 1647 code for a protein of 486 amino acids. Gene Ontology annotation, biological process: nervous system process; chloride transmembrane transport; signal transduction. Gene Ontology annotation, molecular function: transmitter-gated monoatomic ion channel activity; glycine binding; chloride channel activity.